This is a messenger RNA of Adineta ricciae, 903 nucleotides long. Lineage: Eukaryota; Metazoa; Rotifera; Eurotatoria; Adinetida; Adinetidae. The record is from the annotation of a GenBank genome assembly.
AUGGAACAAGGUCAAUAUCAUUAUCAUCAUCAGCAACACCAUCAUGGCCGCGAUACGAGUAGUGCGACCGAAGGACAAGGCAGUCAACAAGAACUAAGUUUACAUAGUCAAAUAAAUGAACAACAACGAUAUGCUUCGCAAUCCGUUGCUCAGCCAGUUAAUGUUCAUCGUGCAAGUGAACAAGCAGUUAGCGGCAUACAAGCAACAGGUUCUUUCCAUUCCGUUUCGAGUAUCGAUUCAUCGGCAGAAAUGGCACGAUACUUUCCCGAUCCUCAAACGCCCACUCUAUCACCAUUCAGGCUUGAUAUUAAUCUAUAUCAUCAGCAAAAUGGAGGUCAACAAUUACAACAGUCAGCCACGUCUUCAACGAUCACAACGAACAUUAUCAAUGGAGGCCCGUAUGCACCUGUGCCGGUACCCGCCACUGCCCAACCGGCUCCACGUCAACCCGCUCGAGCACCUGUCAUAGUGCCACAGCAAGUAUCAUCUCAAGGGCCAGCCGCUCCACAACUUCCACCGGGUAUUCCAAGUUUCUCAACCCAAAUCGAAGGAUUAUCCGUGUCACAAGCUAUUGUUAACGAUGUGAUUGUCGAUCUUCAAUCGAAAGUUAUCAAUGAAACUCAACAACAGUACAAUACCGAUCCUAUCAAUGGAAGUUAUCUCGAAACACUCAAUCCUAUCUAUAUUCGAGCACCUAAUCCAACUAUUAUACUUCGAUCAGAUCUUCAUCGUCUUCGUGCUCAGCUGACUGCUCGUCCACCAGGUGUCGUUCGUCCAGUUGCAACUAUCAAUCAAUUCCAACAGAAUAACUUUCAAAUACCAAGUUUCCCGCCGCCUCAGCAACAAACUAUUCCUCCAGAAUGUUACGGCGAUUAUCACAAUAAAACGCAUGUGAAUACCUAG